Molecule: messenger RNA, 825 nt
Organism: Syngnathoides biaculeatus (alligator pipefish)
Lineage: Eukaryota; Metazoa; Chordata; Actinopteri; Syngnathiformes; Syngnathidae
Gene: ifng1
Product: interferon gamma 1
Exons: 4
Coding region: 86-676 (196 amino acids)
Biological process (GO): immune response
Cellular component (GO): extracellular region
Molecular function (GO): type II interferon receptor binding
Source: RefSeq, a predicted model, not a curated record
GCCCGGCUCAGGAAUCCAACUUGGAACGCACAGACAUACGCACGCACGCACGCACGCACGCAGAUACACUAGAAUUGAGUUGAGGAUGGUUGCCAUGGUGAGAGCCUUCCUUGGAGUGUGUGUGUACCUGUGCGCAUGUCGGGUCAGGACCUCUCAUGUGCCCCCAAGGAUGAACAAAACCAUUCAGAACCUACUGCAGCUCUAUAAGAUUCCGUUCAAAGAACGUUUUAACGGUAGACCCGUCUUCUCCAGAGAACUUUUGGGCACCAAGAUGGAGGCCCGGGACAUGCUAAUGUCGGCGGUGCUGCGGACGUACGAGGAACUGCUCGGAAACAUGUUGGAGCGGCUCUCGGACUCCGCGACGCCGACCCCCGGCGGCCCCGUGACAUCCGGCGCCGGGGACCGCGACCCCGCUCCCGGCGUGGAUGCCCGGGCCGAGCUGAGCUACCUCCUGAGGCGCGUGCAGGAUUUGAGGAAGUACCGAUACCAGGCCCAGGAGAAAUUACUUGAUGGACUCCACAAUCUCCGACACGUUCAGACGGACAACCUGGUGGUCCAGAGCAAAGCAUUGUGGGAGCUUCCUUGGCUGUACGAGGAAGCCAGCUCAUUGGCCGAGGGUGGCCGAGAGCGACGGCGCCGGAGGCAAACGAGCCGCCGCGUCGCUCGCAAACCGUGACCUCGUCCGUGGCCAAUCGUUGCGGACUUCGUAACAUAACACGCACGGUGCGUAACAUAACACGCACGGUGCGUCUCUAUUUAUAAUGUUAUUUUAAGCUGUAUUUGUCAUUAUUUAUGAGGUAUUUAUUAAAUUCAAGAUAAUAAAGA